Xenia sp. Carnegie-2017 is the source of this 893-nucleotide messenger RNA. RefSeq lists its product as uncharacterized. NCBI's taxonomy places the organism in Eukaryota, Metazoa, Cnidaria, Anthozoa, Malacalcyonacea, Xeniidae. Bases 105 to 590 code for a protein of 161 amino acids. The record is from RefSeq and is a predicted model, not a curated record. The transcript is spliced from 4 exons.
UAUAAAAGAAGACCGCAUGUAUAAGAAAAGGUCAAGAUUUGCGUACAGUCGUACACUGUUCAAACAUCAACAAAUCGAGAGAUACUUCAAAAGCAAGACUGAAAAUGGAGCCAAUUGCUUUGAUACCAGGGAUAUUCGUCAUCUAUUUGUCCGGAAUUUGUUCCGGAGCUGUAAUUCAAGUUGAAACAACUAAUUACGGACCAUGCCAUCAGUUAGAAAACAAUCCUUUGCGACUGCAUUUUGGAACGGAAGCGAGAUGCAAAAAAAACGGAAACUUUAAACCAUUACAAACAUUUAACAUGAAACUGGAAUGUUACUUUCCAAUGGGAGUUGAUUAUGUACAAAGAUACCCAGGCAACGGACCAUGCAGAAUGCUAAAGCAAUGUCUUCGACAAAAACACCAUGAAUUUGGUGGACUGAAGGAACACAAAUGGAUACGGUGUGACAAAUAUGGAUAUUUCAAACCACUGCAAAAACAAGAAAAAGGAAAUAGGAUUUGUGUUGAUUUCUACGGAAAUAUCAGGAAAAGAAACAAAGUUACCAACAGAGCUGAUUGUAUAAAAUCAAUUAUUGCUCAUCGCCGAAGGUAAUAAAAUGCCUCGAGGAGUUCUCCUGAAUAAAACAAAAACAUCACAAAGCUCACCGGUGGUAUUUCAAAUGAUACAAAUGAUAAGGAAGAAAAGCAAAUUUUUACAAAUAUGAAGAAUAUUUAUUUGUACAUUUAUCGCAAAAAAAGCUUAAACUUAAAAUUUAGGAAAUAUAAUAGUCAUAUAACGACGUUUUGCUAACGACAAUUUUGUAAUUUAACGUAAAACAAUAAUUAGGGUAUUUCAUUUGCGUGUAAUUACAGUGUAUUUUAAAGCAUUUUGGAAAUUAGAUAUUUUUUUUCUUUA